This is a messenger RNA of Paramisgurnus dabryanus, 415 nucleotides long. Its product is annotated as histone H3. Gene Ontology annotation, molecular function: structural constituent of chromatin; DNA binding; protein heterodimerization activity. The record is from RefSeq and is a predicted model, not a curated record. Gene Ontology annotation, cellular component: nucleosome. NCBI's taxonomy places the organism in Eukaryota, Metazoa, Chordata, Actinopteri, Cypriniformes, Cobitidae.
AGCAAUGGCAAGAACCAAGCAGACCGCUCGUAAAUCUACUGGAGGCAAAGCCCCAAGGAAGCAGCUCGCUACUAAAGCCGCCCGUAAGAGCGCCCCGGCCACCGGUGGAGUGAAGAAGCCUCACCGUUACAGGCCCGGCACCGUGGCUCUGAGAGAGAUCCGCCGUUAUCAGAAAUCAACCGAGCUGCUGAUCCGCAAACUUCCCUUCCAGCGUCUGGUGAGAGAAAUCGCUCAGGACUUCAAGACGGAUCUGCGCUUCCAGAGCUCUGCCGUCAUGGCCCUGCAGGAGUCCAGUGAGGCUUACUUGGUCGGUCUGUUUGAGGACACCAACCUGUGCGCCAUCCACGCCAAGAGAGUCACCAUCAUGCCCAAAGACAUCCAGCUGGCCCGCCGUAUCCGCGGAGAGCGCGCAUAA